AUGAGGAAAGGUAUUUUCAGCCUUGCUUUGCACCCUGAACGUGUGUUGGUGGCAACAGGUCAAGUUGGAAAAGAACCGUACAUCUGCGUGUGGGAUUCAUACACUGUGCAAACUGUGUCUGUUCUGAAAGACGUUCACACACACGGUAUAGCUUGCUUGGCUUUUGAUUUAGAUGGUCAGCGUUUGGUCUCAGUUGGUUUGGAUUCAAAAAACACAGUUUGUGUAUGGGACUGGAGAAAAGGAAAAUUGUUGUCAAUGGCUCCUGGUCAUACAGACAGAAUAUUUGAUAUUUCUUGGGAUUUAUACCAGCCAAACAAGCUCGUCAGCUGUGGCGUAAAACACAUCAAGUUCUGGAGUUUGUGUGGCAAUUCAUUGACACCAAAACGUGGUGUUUUUGGCAAAACCGGUGAUCUCCAGACUAUAUUGUGCCUCGCCUGUGCAAGGGAUGAAGUGACGUAUUCUGGUGCAUUGAAUGGAGAUAUAUAUGUAUGGAAAGGAAUCAACCUUGUACGGACAAUACAGGGAGCACAUGCUGCAGGAAUUUUCAGCAUGAAUGCAUGUGAAGAGGGUUUUGCCACUGGUGGCAGGGAUGGCUGUGUUCGCUUGUGGGACUUAAAUUUUAAACCAAUUACUGUGAUUGAUCUCAGGGAAACAGACCAGGGAUAUAAAGGUCUGUCUGUAAGAAGUGUUUGCUGGAGAGGAGACCAUAUACUUGUCGGGACACAAGAUAGUGAAAUUUUUGAGAUUGUGGUGCAUGAGCGUAAUAAGCCUUUCCUGAUAAUGCAGGGGCACUGUGAGGGAGAGCUGUGGGCUUUGGCUGUCCAUCCUACAAAACCCCUGGCAAUGACUGGAAGUGAUGAUCGAUCAGUCAGAAUUUGGAGUUUAAUAGACCAUGCUCUGAUUGCCCGGUGCAACAUGGAGGAACCCAUUCGCUGUGCCGCAGUCAGUACUGACGGAAUCCAUCUCGCUCUUGGGAUGAAGGAUGGCUCUUUCACUGUACUGCGAGUCAGAGAUAUGACUGAGGUUGUUCAUAUCAAAGACAGGAAAGAAGCUAUUCAUGAACUCAAAUAUUCUCCAGAUGGGAAUUUCCUAGCUGUUGGUUCCAAUGACAGCUCUGUGGAUAUAUAUGGUGUUGUUCAACGAUACAAGAAAGUUGGGGAAUGUAUUGGAUCUUUAAGUUUCAUUACGCAUAUGGAUUGGUCUUCAGACAGUAAAUACUUACAGACCAAUGAUGGCAAUGGAAAGAGACUUUUUUACAGAAUGCCAAGUGGAAAAGAAGUAACAAACAAGGAGGAAUUAAAAGGCAUUCAGUGGGCAUCAUGGACCUGUGUUUCUGGCCUAGAAGUUAAUGGAAUCUGGCCCAAAUAUUCAGAUAUAAAUGAUAUAAAUUCCGUGGAUGCAAAUUUUAUUGGGCAAGUUAUGGUUACAGCUGAUGAUUAUGGAAUAGUAAAGCUCUUUCGAUACCCAUGUCUAAGAAAAGGUGCAAAGUUUAAAAAAUAUCUCGGUCAUUCUGCUCACGUGACAAAUGUCAGAUGGUCCCAUGAUCACCAGUGGGUUGUUUCCAUUGGGGGAGCUGAUCACUCUGUCUUUCAGUGGAAGUUUGUACCUGACCGGAAGUUGAAGGAUUCUCUUCAUAUAGCACCCCAAGAGAGUCUGGUUGACUCCAAUAGUGAUGAAUCAGACUCAGAUCAGUCUGAUGUUCCAGAGCUGGACUCUGAAAUUGAGCAAGAGACCCAGAUCACCUAUCGUCGCCAGGUUUACAAAGAAGAUCUACCUCAACUUAAAGAGCAAUGCAAAGAAAAAAGAAAAAGUGCAGCUUCUAAGAGACGUGAGCGAGCUCCAGGGAACAGUAUAAGACUACAUUUUGUUCAUGGUUACAGAGGUUACGACUGUCGAAGCAAUUUGUUUUACACUCAGACGGGUGAAAUCGUGUACCAUGUGGCGGCGGUGGGAGUGGUGUACAACCGCCAGCAGAACACACAGCGCUUUUAUCUGGGUCACGAUGAUGACAUUCUUUGCCUUGCUAUUCAUCCCUUAAAGGACUAUGUGGCAACGGGCCAGGUUGGUCGAGAUUCCUCAAUACACAUUUGGGAUACAGAAACAAUAAAACCACUCUCAGUAUUAAAGGGCUAUCACCAGUACGGUGUUUGUGCUGUUGAUUUUUCAGCGGAUGGGAAACGAUUGGCUUCUGUUGGAAUAGAUGACAAUCACACUAUUGUACUCUGGGAUUGGAAGAAAGGAGAAAAGCUUUCUGCAGUAAGGGGAAGCAAAGAUAAGAUUUUUGUUGUUAAGAUUAAUCCUUACAUGUCUGAUAAAUUGAUUACAGUCGGAAUUAAACACAUGAAAUUCUGGCGUAGAGCAGGCGGAGGACUAAUUGGGAGAAAGGGCUGCAUAGGUGCUUUGGGAAGAACUGAUACAAUGAUGUGUGCAGUGUAUGGCUGGACUGAAGAGAUGGCAUUCUCUGGAACUUCCACGGGGGAUGUGUGUAUUUGGAGAGAUGUGUUUCUCAUAAAAACUGUCAAAGCACAUGAUGGUCCUGUGUUCAGCAUGCACGCAUUGGAAAAAGGAUUUGUCACUGGAGGAAAGGAUGGGGUAGUAGCUCUCUGGGAUGAUACUUUUGAACGUUGUCUCAAAACCUAUGCCAUCAAAAGGGCUGCUUUGGCCCCUGGGUCUAAAGGUCUCCUCUUAGAAGAUAAUCCUUCUAUACGUGCCAUAUCAUUAGGACAUGGUCAUAUUUUAGUGGGCACAAAGAAUGGUGAAAUAUUGGAGGUGGAUAAAAGUGGACCAAUAACUCUGCUGGUUCAGGGUCACAUGGAGGGGGAAGUUUGGGGUCUAGCUACUCAUCCUCAUUUACCUAUUUGUGCCACUGUAAGUGAUGACAAAACCUUAAGAAUAUGGGAUUUAUCUCCUAGCCAUUGUAUGUUAGCUGUUCGCAAAUUGAAAAAGGGAGGCAGAUGUUGCUGCUUUUCUCCUGAUGGAAAAGCAUUAGCCGUUGGUCUCAAUGAUGGAAGUUUUUUGAUAGUUAAUGCGGAUACCCUGGAGGAUCUAGUCUCUUUCCAGCACAGAAAAGAUGUUAUUUCAGAGAUCCGAUUUUCUCCUGGGGCUGGAAAGUACUUAGCUGUGGCAUCCUGUGACAACUUUGUAGAUAUUUACAAUGUAAUGAGUAGUAAACGAGUAGGAAUCUGCAAGGGAGCCUCCAGCUAUAUCACGCACAUGGACUGGGACAUAAGAGGGAAACUCUUGCAGGUCAACACUGGUGCUAAAGAACAGUUGUUUUUUGAAGCCCCUCGUGGGAAAAAACAGACAAUUCCUACUUUGGAGGUAGAAAAGAUUGGCUGGGCAUCAUGGACAAGCGUUUUGGGCUCUUGCUGUGAAGGAAUUUGGCCAAUAAUUGGUGAAGUCACAGAUGUAACUGCUUCAUGCCUCACUAGUGAUAGUAAAGUAUUAGCCACAGGAGAUGAUUUUGGGUUUGUGAAACUGUUCCGAUACCCUGCUAAAGGAAAGUUUGGAAAAUUUAAGAGGUAUGUUGCUCACAGUACCCACGUAACAAAUGUCCGUUGGACCUACGACGACAGUUUGUUGGUCACUGUUGGAGGAGCAGACACCUCUUUAAUGCUGUGGACUUAUGAGAUGGAAGGACAUCGGGAUAGCAGGCAGUGUGACAGUGAAGAGUCUGAUCUAGAUUCUGAAGAAGAUGGAGGUUAUGACAGUGAUGUAACAAGGGAAAAUGAAAUUAAUUACACCAUCAAAGCCUUAUCAACAAACAUUAGACCAAUGUUUGGAAUUAAGCCUCAUCUGCAACAAAAGGAGCCAACCUUAGAUGAAAGGCAGGGGGUAGUAAGAGGUUCCAGACCACCAGUUAGUAGGGCAUUGCCACAGCCGGAGAAACUUCAGACAAAUAACGUGGGGAAAAAAAAGAGACCUAUAGAGGACCUAAUUUUGGAGCUGGUGUUUGGGUAUCGAGGCAAGGACUGCAGAAACAAUGUGCACUAUUUGAAUGAUGGUGCUGAUGUAAUAUAUCAUACUGCAUCUAUUGGCAUCUUGUACAAUGUGGCAACAGGCUCUCAGUCUUUUUACCAGGAACACAAUGAUGAUAUUUUGUGCCUCACUGUUAAUCAGCACCCCAAGUUUACCAACAUAGUGGCAACUGGCCAAGUAGGAGACUCAGCAGAUAUGUCAGCCACAGCUCCUUCUAUCCAUGUGUGGGAUGCAAUGAACAAACAGACCCUGUCAGUGCUGCGGUGCUACCAUUCAAAGGGCGUUUGCUCAGUCAGUUUCAGUGCCACUGGCAAACUGCUACUGUCCGUAGGGCUGGAUCCUGAACAUACCAUUACCAUUUGGAAGUGGCAGGAAGGUGCCAAAAUUGCCAGCCGAGCUGGACAUAACCAGCGUAUAUUUGUAGCAGAAUUCAGACCAGAUUCAGAUACCCAGUUUGUUUCUGUGGGAGUGAAACAUGUGAGGUUCUGGACACUGGCUGGAAGAGCUCUUCUCAGUAAAAAAGGGCUGCUGAGCUCCAUAGAAGAUGCCCGCAUGCAGACGAUGCUAUCUGUAGCUUUUGGAGCGAAUAACUUGACAUUUACAGGUACUAUCAGUGGAGAUGUUUGUGUUUGGAAAGAUCAUGUGUUGAUACGAAUUGUGGCCAAAGCUCACAACGGACCUGUUUUCACAAUGUACACCACAUUAAGAGAUGGUUUGAUUGUUACAGGAGGCAAAGAAAGGCCUUCAAAGGAAGGCGGAGCAGUUAAGCUAUGGGAUCAAGAGCUAAAAAGAUGUCGUGCCUUCAGACUAGAGACAGGACAAAUGACAGACUGUGUUCGCUCUGUUUGUAGGGGCAAGGGGAAAAUUCUCGUUGGGACAAGAAAUGCUGAAAUAAUUGAAGUUGGAGAGAAAAAUGCUGCAUGUAACAUUCUAAUUAAUGGUCAUAUGGAUGGACCAAUCUGGGGCCUAGCUACACAUCCAUCCAGAGAUUUUUUCCUUUCUGCUGCAGAAGAUGGCACAGUAAGACUCUGGGAUAUUGUUGAAAAGAAGAUGCUAAACAAAGUCAGCUUAGGGCAUGCAGCUCGUACUGUUUGUUACAGCCCAGAAGGUGAUAUGGUAGCUAUCGGCAUGAAGAAUGGAGAAUUUAUUAUCUUGCUUGUGACCUCUCUAAAAAUUUGGGGGAAAAAAAGAGACAGAAGAUCAGCAAUUCAAGAUAUCAGGUUUAGCCCAGAUUCUCGAUACUUAGCAGUCGGUUCCAGUGAGAAUGCAGUGGAUUUUUAUGAUCUGACUUUGGGUCCCACACUAAAUCGAAUCAGCUAUUGCAAAGAUAUCCCAAGUUUUGUGAUCCAGAUGGACUUCUCUGCCGAUAGCUCUUAUCUCCAGGUCUCUACGGGGUCUUACAAAAGGCAAGUGUAUGAAGUGCCUUCAGGAAAACAGCUUGUGGACCAAGCUGUGAUUGACAGAAUAACAUGGGCUACUUGGACAAGUGUUCUAGGGGAUGAAGUAAUUGGAAUCUGGUCCAGGCAUGCUGAAAAAGCUGAUGUAAACUGUGCUUGUGUCUCUCACUCGGGAAUCAAUCUUGUAACAGGCGAUGAUUUUGGCAUGGUCAAACUGUUUGACUUUCCAUGUCCCGAAAAAUUUGCAAAACACAAACGAUUUUUAGGUCACUCUGCCCACUUAACUAAUAUUCGAUUUACAAGCGGAGAUAGAUACGUGGUCAGUGCCGGAGGGGACGACUGCAGCUUAUUUGUUUGGAAAUGUGUGCAUAUGCCUCAUUGAGAGAGACAUGGAGACCUGCAAGAGGACACUGCAUGAAGUACCAGGCAUGAAAUACCCAGGAUUGCGAUGUGACGUUCUACUGUGCCCUGCAUGUGUAAGAAAUGGUGCUGCCCCAAGACACAGAGCACUCUGUCUCUGAAAGACAGGUACCUAGAGUCUGCCAGAAGGAUGGACUGUCACAGAUAUGCUGAGGCUGCUAGAUUUGCUUCAGUAUCAGAUAAUCUGGGUUGGUAUUCCACUCACUGCCAGAUGUUGAAAAUGGAAUAUGUGGAUAAACGGAAGAAGUGAAUUGUUAAUCAAUGUACAGUAUCACAGCAAGUUCCUGGGGUUUUAAUCAAGCGAUGCUAUUUCUGACCUAGUGCUGUACAUUGAUCUAUUUUCAGCAUGAAUGUUUUUCCUUUAAGUUUUGAGGUCUAAAUAGCAUAGAUAAAAAGAGUAUUCCGUAUUUCAUUACUGAAAGAGACAGUAUAUUAACUCUCAAAUGAAUAGUAUUUUAAUAAAUGUUUAAUUAUUAUAAUGGAAAUUAUAUUUCUAUGGCUGGUCAAAAGGAAACAUCAUCUGGUGAAGCAGAAAAUAACAGAGCUGAUUCCUUAGGACUGAAAUAUUUCUGUAUUUAGAGGCCUGGGUCACAGUCAUGUCUGGUGAAAGCCGUUGGAUAUGCAUGAUCUUCAUGGCUAAUUUAGUGUUUUUGUUGCACUUAAACAUUAAAUUAGUUCUGUGAGCAAAAAUAGAUUUGCUCACUUUGCGAGUGCCUUUCCCACUACCCAAAAGUCUAACUCCAAUUUUUGCCUUGUGAAUAAAAGUAUUCUCAGUGGAAGAGAGAUUAUUGCUGUAUUACUUGACUGGGCUGUUAGCCUCCAUGCUGGAAAUGAGGACUAGGGUGAGGAUUUUGUAGUCUUCUUAAUCAAUAAAGCUUUGGAUGUCACCAGUGGCAAAAAUAGAAUUUCAUAGCAAUAUGAAUUCAUUUUAUUUUCUCAGCAUCAUAAGGGAGAUUCAGAGAGAAUAUAAACUUUCCAAGCAUUAUAUUUUGUACAUUUGAUCUUUUUAACAGAGUUAGGACUAUCUGGGAGAGGUCUCUACUCAGAUUUCUCUUUUGAUUGUAAAAAAUGUCCAAUCAUAUGCUUCUUUAAAUGGACCUGCUGUCAUCUCUAGCAUUUAUUCUAUCCUGUAACAUAACUGAGACUCUGAGUUGGAAAAACAUUUCAGUGAUAAAAAAAAACCUGAACAAAGCUAUGUUUUGGGUACAAGUGAGGAAGAUUUCAUCAGCUGUUUGUCUAAAUCAUGUCACAAAGAUGCAUUACAGACAGUUAAUUUUCAUGCAACAUAGCAGGGAACAAAGUCACUAAUUAUCAGCACUGCUCUCAUCAUGGCAUUCUGCUGUGAACAUAAAGCUCUCUUUCUCUGUGUAAGCCAGCAUUGCUUUGGCAGUGGCACUUGUUUAGGUCUGUCAGUAGGCUUUGGUAUUAUUCAUCUCUUGCAUUUUUUUGUGCCAGAUACAAGUAAAAAAGAAACAAACCUCAUCUCUUCUUCUGAGUAUCUUGUGUGCAUGGUGGUUACAGAGGGAAUGGGAGGGCUUGCAGGUAGAAAAGGAGAAAAGUUACUGAGCCAAACCUCUGUGCUCUCCUACGUUC
Molecule: messenger RNA, 7388 nt
Organism: Manacus vitellinus (golden-collared manakin)
Lineage: Eukaryota; Metazoa; Chordata; Aves; Passeriformes; Pipridae
Gene: EML5
Product: EMAP like 5
Exons: 44
Coding region: 1-5757 (1918 amino acids)
Molecular function (GO): microtubule binding
Source: RefSeq, a predicted model, not a curated record